CAAUAUUCACUCUGGUCUUAUGUCUUUCAAUGGCGGGAUCUUGGAGGGGAAAUUGCAGGAUAGAAGAGAAUCUUUUCGUUUACUUACCCUCCAUCCUAUGGCAUGAGAAUGCGUUGGGUCAUGGAGAAAUAUAAAAAACGGGACAUUUACAACUCCUCUUGGCACUUUUCUUUAUUCUUCUCGGAACCAAUAGCAUUAUUUUGAAUUGGCGACAGAUUUGCGAUUUGCCUGCGGAAUUUGCUCAUGCUUUUGUGGUUGUUGCGCUCCGCUUGCUUUCAGCCACAUCAUAACGGACAAAGGAUGCUUGCAGCAGAUGUUUAUGAUAUUCUCAACCUUGGAUGCCAGAUCCAGUUCUACAACUGCGAUAGGAACCCUUUGUUUGAGUGUGGUAAAGAAGGUAAAAUUGAACUGUCGAGAAGAUACAAAUCAAUCUUCUAAUCAUGACUAUUUGCUAUACAUCCAAUCAUCCUUGAAUCACACUUACCUAUAGUCACUGUCGAGUCUAUUUCCUUUUCGAGACUCAUCUGCAGAACAACAUGUCUGCAUGUCCCACCUGCGACCAUCCUCUCAUACUGCCUCCUGCAUUCGCAUACAUAGCUCUCAAAUUUCCUCGCAUCAGAGCCUCCCUCAAUUGUGAUCGCAAAUUACCUCGUUGCAAAGAUUGCGAUCAAGCGGCAGCAGAGAAACGAGCCGCUGAUGCAAUCCUUCCACCACCAUACUAUAUCAAUCCUGUUGCGCAAAUCAAAAAACAAAUCGACUUAACACAAGAAUUGAUCAAGGCAGGAGUGCGGCGAGAAGAAUUGGAGAUGAAGCUUCCUGCUCUGAUGAAAGAAGGUAUGUUGAGGUUACAGAAAAGGGAUGCAAAUAUACGGAGUGCAUGGCAUGAAUACUGGGAGAUUUGGGGAUGGGAACAAGGGCAACCUCGACCAUGAGGAAACGUGAGCAAGAGAUGAUGAGCAUGGCGAUUUUCUAUAUAUCUGUGAGAAGCCCGACAUUUACCGGCCUGUUCUUUAAUUAGUUUAGUUGGUGGCUUGGACCAUUACGAACCUACGAAGCCAACGUUUGUACAUCUACUGGAUUUCAUAGCCCAUGCACCCACAU
Molecule: messenger RNA, 1101 nt
Organism: Sclerotinia trifoliorum
Lineage: Eukaryota; Fungi; Ascomycota; Leotiomycetes; Helotiales; Sclerotiniaceae
Source: the annotation of a GenBank genome assembly